AAAAAAGGGCGCAUACUCUAGUAAUGCUCAAAUUGCGUUCCUUAGCUGGUUCACUCUCCAGCAAUCUCUGUCGGCUGGCCUCCAACGCCCACUUGGACUACUCACGUUACCCAACCCUGCAGGAGUCGGAUAUUGAGGAGACAUUGAUGCGUGGCAGCGGACCCGGAGGACAGGCUGUAAACAAAACCAACAAUUGUGUCUUUCUGCGUCAUCUGCCCACGGGCAUCACAGUCAAAUGUCAUCUGCACCGCUUGGCCUCCAAGAAUCGCAUCGAAGCCCGUAAAAUACUGCUGGAAAAACUUGAUGUUCACCUAAACGGAGAGAAGUCCAUUGCAGCACAGCAGAAGGCGCUUGAUCAGAAAAAGUCAACGGAGCGCAAACGCCGGCAAGGAAAACUGCACGAGAUGAAAAAGAACUGGCAAAAUCGUGAGCGCGAAGAGAGUGAAUGAAUGAACCGAAAGACUUGUUAAACUUU
This is a messenger RNA of Drosophila navojoa, 475 nucleotides long. Its product is annotated as mitochondrial translation release factor in rescue. NCBI's taxonomy places the organism in Eukaryota, Metazoa, Arthropoda, Insecta, Diptera, Drosophilidae. Gene Ontology annotation, cellular component: mitochondrion. The record is from RefSeq and is a predicted model, not a curated record. Gene Ontology annotation, molecular function: translation release factor activity. Gene Ontology annotation, biological process: translational termination.